AUGCUGGACAACAAAUUCGUCUCCAUGGAUGUACAAGAUGCCCCGUCAUCAUUGUUAAAAUCGGAAUCGGAUACGUCAAAUCCCCAGGACCGACCGGUAUGGAGUCGAAAAAUAGAAUACCUUCUGUCCUUGUUUGGUUACUGUGUGGGACUUGGUAAUAUCUGGAGAUUUCCCUAUCUCUGUAUGAGAAACGGUGGAGGUGCCUUUUUGAUUCCUUUCUUUCUCCUGCUGUUCUCCUCUGGAGUUCCCCUGUACUUUUUAGAAGUUUCUUUGGGACAGUUUACGGGGAAGAGUCCAUUAGUCGUGUGGUCCAUAUCUCCCCUAUUUGAAGGACUUGGGUGGCUGAUGAUGACGAUCUCCUUCGUGGUGGCCUGGUACUACAAUACAGUCAUGGCUUGGGUUAUCUAUUACUUUGUCCACUCAUUCUAUCCAAAGAUUCCAUGGGCUACGUGUGAUAACUGGUGGAACACAGAUCAGUGUAUUGUCAGUCAGAAGGAGAGACUUGUCCUAAAUGAAUCUUUUGCUUUGAUGAACCAAUCUAUAGCAGCAACUGCGAUUAAUCAGAGUGAAGCUGUUUACUCUUUUAACGCUUCCCAACUUAACCAGUCUUUGACAUACACCACUGCUGCAUUUGAAUUUUGGCAGCAUAAUGUUCUGAGACGUUCGGAUGGCAUCGAAGAUUUAGGUUCUGUUCAAUGGCACCUCGUUUUGGUGUUACUUGUGGCCUGGAUUUUAACGUUUGUAUGCCUUAUUAAAGGUAUACAUUCAGUUGGAAAGGUUGUGUAUGUGACCGUACCAUUCCCGUAUAUACUGUUAACCAUCAUCCUUAUUCGUGGUCUGAUGCUUGAUGGUGCUGUGGAUGGGAUAAUUUUCUAUCUGAAACCAGAUUUUACCAAACUUUUACAAUUUCAAGUGUGGAUGGAGGCAGGAAUACAAGUUUUCUAUUCGCUUGGUCCGGCGUGGGGAGGACUCAUUACAAUGUCAAGUUACAGCAAGUUUAACAACAACUGCAUGAAGGACGCUUGGUAUGGUACUUUAGCAGAUGGUCUGACAAGUUUCUAUGCUGGUUUUGUCGUGUUUUCUAUCUUGGGAUUUAUGGCACAUGACGUUGGUAUGACAGUGGAAGAAGUUUCAAAAUCAGCUUCAGGACCUGGUCUCGCAUUUGUGGCGUACCCAGAAGCCAUUACGAGACUUCCCAUGCCACAUCUCUGGGGAGUUCUUUUCUUCCUCAUGUUGAUUACUAUUGGACUUGACAGCCAGUUUGGAAUGUUUGAGACUGUUGCAAGCGGCUUUGCGGACAAAUUUCCAAAGCAGCUGAAUUCUCGAAAAAUCCAGACUUCAGCCAUUUUGUGUGUCCUUCUCUUUGUGUUGGGGAUUCCUUUCACCACUAAUGGAGGAAUUUACGUCUUCCAGUUGAUAGACUGGUAUGCUGCCACAUUUUGUAUCACGUUUGCAUCAUUCUUAGAGUGUGUCGUUAUAUCCUGGGUCUACGGAGCGGAGCGUUUCAAUCGUGACAUAGAGCUCAUGAUAGGAAGACGUAUCCCCCUCGCCAUGAGGAUUAGUUGGUGCAUAGUUACCCCGAUAUUUAUGUUGGUGAUAUUCCUGUCGUCAGUGAUUAUGUACUCGCCACCAAAUUCGGCAACCUACACUUACCCUGACUUUGCCAUCGGGAUCGGACAGUUUUUCGCAGUACUUCCUCUCCUGCCCAUACCAGUGAUGAUGGUUUGGAAACUCAUUCGAUCGAAAGGGACACUUGUCCAGAGAAUUAAGAAUCUCGCUCGACCGGACUCUGACUGGGGACCCAACAGCAAACGUCACUGGCAGACAUACAAAAUGUAUGAAUACAAAGGCGGACUGAUAAAUAGAAUUAAAGUCAAUCUGCUGGGAGACAAUCACCGAUAACUGUUGCUGCUAUAAUAGAAAAGUGAAUUUUCAUGAAUGUAACAUUUUGAAAAGUAUCUGUAAUAUCAAUGGUAUGUAAUAUCUAGUGGAGUAUCUCAGAUUGCAUUUAAACAUGCUAAACGUUUGUUCACUUACACAGUCAGUAUAUCUAAUUUAUACAUCAAGCAUCAUGUCAGUUUCCUGAUUUUUAUCUACAUAUACACGUAUUAUCUAUGUAUGCACAAGCUGCUCCAAGACAAAAACCAUUG
Ostrea edulis (European flat oyster) is the source of this 2150-nucleotide messenger RNA. Its product is annotated as sodium- and chloride-dependent glycine transporter 1-like. The record is from RefSeq and is a predicted model, not a curated record. The coding region runs from base 1 to 1902 and encodes 633 amino acids. Gene Ontology annotation, biological process: sodium ion transmembrane transport. Gene Ontology annotation, cellular component: membrane. The transcript has 13 exons. Lineage: Eukaryota; Metazoa; Mollusca; Bivalvia; Ostreida; Ostreidae.